Messenger RNA from Manis javanica (Malayan pangolin), 3748 nucleotides. It is a transcript of the gene DPP4, whose product is annotated as dipeptidyl peptidase 4. Gene Ontology annotation, cellular component: plasma membrane. Gene Ontology annotation, molecular function: dipeptidyl-peptidase activity; serine-type endopeptidase activity. Lineage: Eukaryota; Metazoa; Chordata; Mammalia; Pholidota; Manidae. The record is from RefSeq and is a predicted model, not a curated record. Gene Ontology annotation, biological process: proteolysis.
GUCCACGAGGGGCUGCAGGAGCUGAGCGUCAUAGCCUUUCAGCCCAGGCUGACCCGGUCGGCUGGUCGGCAGCCUCGGGUCCCGGCGUCGGGUGCCCGGGGCCAGCUCAGCGCGGUCCGGGCUCUCACCGCCCCUCCGGGGCAACCCCGGGGCCCAUGCGCCCCGCACAGCCCGCGGGGAGGCGCCUCUGGGGCGCCGCCCGGUCGGGAUGCCAGUGCCCGGCGCCCGGCCGCCUUCUCCCGCAGCCUGCGCGCGGCCCUUGGCACCGAGCGGGCCGGGCGCUCACUAAUGUUUAACUCGGACCGAAACUUGGGAGCGCCCAGUGCCUGCGCGGCCCGCGGCAGCCGAGCAGGACCCGCGGCUCGCCGGCCUCCUGCCUGCGCCCCUGCUGCCCAGGCUCAGUUCCGCGGAGACGGCCGACCAUGAAGACUCUGUGGAAGGUGCUCGUGGGACUGCUGGGGGCUGCUGCGCUCGUCACCGUCAUCACCGUGCCCGUGGUUCUGCUGACCAGAGGCACAGAUGAUACUACAGCUGACAGUCGCAGAACUUACACUCUAACAGAUUAUUUAAAAAAUACUUUCAGAGUGAAGUUCUACUCCUUGAGAUGGGUUUCAGAUCAUGAAUAUCUCUACAAACAAGAAAACAAUAUCUUGCUAUUCAAUGCUGAAUAUGGAAACAGCUCCAUUUUCUUGGAGAACAGUACAUUUGAUGAAUUUGGACAUUCUAUAAAUGAUUAUUCAGUAUCUCCUGAUGGACAGUUUAUUCUCUUUGAGUACAACUAUGUGAAGAAAUGGAGGCAUUCCUACACAGCUUCAUAUGACAUUUAUGACUUACAUAAAAGGCAGCUGAUUACAGAAGAAAGAAUUCCAAACAAUACGCAGUGGAUCACAUGGUCACCAGUGGGUCAUAAAUUGGCAUACGUUUGGCAUAAUGACAUUUAUAUUAAAAAGGAACCAAAUUUACAAAGUCAGAGGAUCACAUGGACUGGGAAAGAAGAUGUAAUAUAUAAUGGAAUAACUGACUGGGUUUAUGAAGAGGAAGUCUUCAGUGCCUACUCCGCUCUGUGGUGGUCUCCAAACGGCACUUUUUUAGCAUAUGCCCAAUUUAACGACACAGAAGUCCCGCUUAUCGAAUACUCCUUCUACUCUGAUGAGUCACUGCAGUACCCAAAGACUAUGCAAGUUCCAUAUCCGAAGGCAGGAGCUGCGAAUCCAACUGUAAAGUUAUUUGUUGUAAAUACUGACUCUCUCAACUCAACGGCCAAUGCAACUUCUGUACAAGUCGUUCCUCCAGCUUCUGUGUUAAUAGGGGAUCACUACUUGUGUGAUGUGACGUGGGUAAACGAAGAAAGGAUUUCUUUGCAGUGGCUCCGGAGGAUUCAGAACUACUCAGUCCUGGCGAUCUGUGACUACGAUAAGCCCACUGGCAGAUGGGCUUCCCACGUGAGACAGCAACACAUCGAAAGCAGUACCACUGGCUGGGUUGGAAGAUUUAAGCCUUCGGAACCUCAUUUUACCUCUGAUGGCAAUAGCUUCUACAAGAUCAUCAGCAAUAAAGAGGGCUACAAACACAUUUGCCAUUUUCAAGUAGACAGGGAAAAUUGCACAUUUAUUACAAAAGGAGUCUGGGAAGUCAUCGGGAUAGAAGCUCUUACCAGUGACGACCUAUACUACAUUAGUAAUGAAUAUAAAGGAAUGCCAGGAGGAAGAAAUCUUUAUAAAAUCCAACUUAAUGACCACACAAAAGUGACGUGCCUUAGUUGUGAGCUGAAUACAGAAAGGUGUCAGUACUAUUCUGUAUCAUUUAGUAAAGAGGCGAAGUACUAUCAGCUGAGAUGUUCAGGCCCUGGUCUGCCCCUCUACACUCUGCAUAGCAGCAGCAAUGAUAAAGAACUCAGAGUCCUGGAAGACAAUUCAGCUUUGGAUAAAAUGCUGCAGGAUGUCCAGAUGCCCUCAAAAAAACUGGACUUCAUUAUUUGGAAUGGCAUAAAACUUUGGUAUCAGAUGAUCUUGCCUCCCCAUUUUGAUAAACUCAAGAAAUAUCCUCUACUAAUAGAUGUAUAUGCAGGCCCCUGUAGUCAAAAAGCAGACACUGUCUUCAGACUCAACUGGGCUACUUACCUUGCAAGCACAGAAAAAAUUAUAGUAGCUAGCUUCGAUGGCAGAGGAAGUGGUUACCAAGGAGAUAAGAUCUUGCAUGCAAUCAACAGAAGACUGGGAACACUUGAAGUUGAAGAUCAAAUUGAAGCAGCCAGACAAUUUACAAACAUGGGAUUUGUGGAUGAGAAACGGAUUGCCAUUUGGGGCUGGUCAUAUGGUGGAUACGUAACCUCAAUGGUCCUGGGAGCAGGAAGUGGCGUGUUCAAGUGCGGAAUAGCCGUGGCACCUGUGUCACGGUGGGAGUACUAUGAUUCAGUGUACACAGAACGCUACAUGGGUCUCCCAACUCCUGAAGACAACCUUGAGCAUUACAGGAAUUCAACAGUCAUGAGCAGAGCUGAAAAUUUUAAACAAGUUGAGUACCUCCUUAUUCAUGGAACAGCAGAUGAUAAUGUCCACUUUCAGCAGUCAGCUCAGAUCUCCAAAGCCCUAGUGGACGCUGGAGUGGAUUUCCAGGCGAUGUGGUACACAGAUGAAGACCAUGGAAUUGCUAGCAGUACAGCUCACCAACAUAUAUACACCCACAUGAGCCACUUCAUAAAACAAUGCUUCUCUUUACCUUAGCACCUUCAAAUACCAUGCCAUUUAAAGCUUAUUAAAAGCCAUUUUUGCUCUCAUGUUCUCAAAACUGCACUGUUAAAAUGAUGAUCUUAAGAAAAAUACACUCAAAUCAAGAAAUGCAAGGUUACCUUUGUUCCCAAAUUUCUUAUCUAUAACCCUAAGUAGGGACUUCUAUGGUCACAAGAGAUUAUUACCUUACAGAAGUUCGAAUUAUUCAGUCUGGUUUUGUUUAUUAUUUAAAGUCACUUCCACAUCAGUUGCUGGCACAACAAAGAAGAACUGGUUUUGUGGCAGCUUGGCAUAGGUUCCCUGGGCAGCAUUUUAUUUUUCUAAAUGGACUAGUCCAAACCUUGUUCUCUUCUUUAAAGGGAUGGCAAGAUGUGGGCAUUGAUGUCACGGAAGCAGUGAAAAGACGGGGUAGGGACAGAAGCUGGCAGAGCAGGGCUGAGAACCUAAGACCGAGCACGCUGACCCGACCAGGCUACGGUCAGCUCCUCACAGAGAGCCAGCUGUUCACAGCCCGAGUGACACGGUUUUCUGAGAAAGACUCCUCAGACAGUCUCAGGAAAUCAUAUAUGCAAAGUACUGACUUCUGAGUAAAACCACAGCAGUUGAAUAGGCUCCAAAGAAAUGGGAGGGAAACUGCUAACAAUGCAGGGGCCCCGGGUGUCAGUGAGGAGCUGUAGGAGCACAGCAAGGCGGGUGGGGGAGGGCAUGGUCAGUGGGCUUUGAAAAAUACUGCUCUUCCCUAGUGAAAGAGGUAGCUGGGACCUGAGAGGUGAGCGCGUCAGCCUGACCUGUUAAAAGAUGAAAAUAUUUGUGUUGCAGAUCCUAACUUGAAGGAGUCCUUGCAUCAAUUUUUCUUAUUUCAUUUCCUUGAGCCUCUUAAUGAAAAGAAUAGUUUAACUUCCCUGGCCUUGUUUUUAAAAAUGGAAAAUAAACUGCAAAUUUAUGUAUUAUUAUUCCCAUUCUACAUGCUGUGGAAUUUCUCCUGGUCAUUUAAUAAACGUGCCUCAGUUUUUUCAGAG